Molecule: messenger RNA, 4540 nt
Organism: Belonocnema kinseyi
Lineage: Eukaryota; Metazoa; Arthropoda; Insecta; Hymenoptera; Cynipidae
Gene: olf413
Product: MOXD1 homolog 2
Exons: 9
Coding region: 648-2627 (659 amino acids)
Biological process (GO): octopamine biosynthetic process; norepinephrine biosynthetic process; dopamine catabolic process
Cellular component (GO): secretory granule membrane
Molecular function (GO): copper ion binding; dopamine beta-monooxygenase activity
Source: RefSeq, a predicted model, not a curated record
CGGUAGCUCGAUAGUGACGGUAUCGUACAUUUUCAUAGGGGUCGGUUCUUCAGUUUCUACCCUCUAAAAACAACAUUCUUUUCAUCUUUGGCGGAAAUUAUCAAGGUUCAACGUUUAUUUCAAUUUGUGUUUAAUUCUUCAGUGAAUUGGGGAACAUUUUUUGUGAAAAAUCACCCUUUUAAGAGAAGACAUUGAAGAUACUUCUAGUUUAAGGUAUAAGGCAUUCUUGUCAUCUCUAUUUUGCAAGAGGAUAUUGUUGUAACCUCUUCUAGGAGGGAAAAUCAACCGUCAAUUUUUGGAUUUUAAUGUGUUUUGAGUGAAAUUUGAUGUUUGAAGAGAGAACCUUAAAGUGAAGUUGAGGAAGGAGGGAAAAUUGAGGAAGGAGUUUUCCAAUUCGUGAGGACACAUUCAGGACACAUAGGAAUUUAAAUUGGACUUUUGUCCGAGACGGGGAACAAGGUGCACAGUGAAGUGAGUGACAGAGUGAGUGCUUGACACGAAUGUGCUUGGUUUGAUCCAGAAGAAACUUUGGAAACAGCGGCUAACAGCGAGGAGCCGUUCAGCCUGGAUCACAUUAAAACUGCCGGCAACUUGAAAGCGUCGCGUCGCAAGUGAUGUUGUGAAACAGAACCCAAAGUAUAGAGAAAAUGAAGAAUCUUUUAGGUUACCUAACACUCUUUCUCGUCACUCUCGCCAUCGAUUAUGGGGCAGGUAUGGAGUGGCAGCACAGUGCCGUUCUGGAUAACAAUUUUCUUGUCCUCUGGACACCUGGAGAGAAGGAUGUGACCUUUGAAGUUCAGGUUAAAACGCUGGGAUAUGUUGGUCUAGGAUUUACGAAAGAUGAUAGACGAGAUGGUGCUGAUAUGGUCAUCGGCUGGGUGGACAACAACGGACAGGUUCAUCUUCAGGAUCGACAUGUCAAGGAUGCUGGCCGAGAUCCUCAAAUGGAUUCAAGUCAAGAUUAUCACCUGCAGCUGGGCUACGAGAAUAAGACGCACACAGUUUUGCGUUUUAGUCGACAGUACGAUACUUGCGACCCUCGUGACCUCAAGAUCACGAAUGAUACCAUGCAAGUUGUUUGGCAGUACAAUGCCGAUGAGCCGGUAUCCGCAGCUGGUGUUCUUCCUGCUCAUGGAGCCGUACGAGGUUCGCGACCUCUUUACUUGGUACAGAGGGACGCUCAACCCAAACGCAGUUCUCGGAACCACGAGAACGAUGCAAAACUUCAGGUGUGGAACGUCUUGAACCAUCAGGUUCGUUUACCAACAGAGCAAGAUACACUGUUUUGGUGUCGAAUUCUCAAGAUGCCGAACAUCCACCGCAAGAACCACGUUGUGAGAUACGAGCCCGUCAUUCAGCCAGGCAGCCAGGAGUACCUGCACCACAUGACGUUGUACGAGUGUCGAGGCAAUCAGACUGAAUUGGAGGCCGCCACGAGGACCACCGGAGAAGUCUGCUUCCAACCAGAUCAACCUACGAUCAAAUGCAGCACUAUAGCUGCUACCUGGAGUCUCGGUUCAGAGGGCUUUAAUUACCCACCUGAGGCCGGAUACGCACUGGACCCGCACGGUGGACCACGCUACUACAUGUUGGAGACCCUCUAUGCCAAUCCGCGACGGGACGCCUUCAUUAACGACAAUUCCGGCCUUCGUUUACUGUACACCGACCGGCUCAGAAUUCACGAUGCCGGGAUACUCAGUAUAGGCAUCGAUCCUAAUUGGCGCCACAUCAUACCACCUGGUCAACCGGAAGUUGUUUCCGAGGGGCAUUGCAUCGCUGAGUGCACUGGGCAAACUGUGCCCAAUAAUGGAAUCAACAUGUUUGCCGUCAUCAUGCACACACACGAGCUUGGCAGAAAGGUCAGGCUACGACAAAUCCGAGCUGGAGAAGAACUAUCGCCUAUAGCUGCUGACGCUAAUUAUGAUCCCAAGUAUCAGGAAUACAGAAGACUUCAGCGACCUGCCAAAGUUUAUCCGGGCGACCACUUGAUAGCGGAAUGUACCUACUCGUCCGAGUCUCGAGCUGGGAUCACCUUAGGAGGAAUGGGGAUGAGAGAAGAGAAUUGUCUGGUCUCCGCACUCUAUUAUCCACGCAUCGACUUGUCCCUCUGCUACUCCCUUCCAUCUCUGCCUACAGUACUUCAUAGCUUGGGAAUUCAAAAGCUGGUCGAAACUGCAGAUUCGGUGCAAAUUGUAGAGCCUCGUGAUCUUCAAGGUAUGACUUUGGAGGAGCGCUUACUGAGCUACGAUUGGCAGACAAAGUUUCAGAGUUUCCUAGAUGCCACUCGAAGAGGAACAUUUAAGCCUCUUUGUUCAAACAGUAAAGGAGUCGCUCUAUCGGGAAUGAAGGUAGAAUCACACUACCCUCGGAUUUUGAAGAGUUAUCGUGAGCAGAUUCUCCCGUGUUCGAAAAAACCACUGAGAAACAAAUUGGCUAUGAUGUUGAGUGGCGAUGGUGACAUCGGGGCGCCAAUGGACGACAGUGAUGAGUCCAAUGCUGUGGAACGGGGGCAACUUGUUCGAAACAAAGUGUCCCGAAGCAGUGAAGGUCCAGCGGCCGGAAGUUCCGGUGCAAAGUCCGUUUCCGUCGCGUUAUUAGUGGCCGCGAUAGUUUUUUCCUUCAGGUGAAGGAAAUAUGACAGUAUUUAUCAGUGAAUUUUUUUGUUAAUCAUCAUCGCUGAUGAAGACUUGAAAGGAGACGCUUAUGUGAGUACCAAGUGGAUGUUUAAAGUGUCAAAAAGGUAUUCUGGAUAGCUUAGAGCACACUGGUUCUGUUUUCGGAUUUUCGGGUGUCUUUCGAUGCUUUCAUGAUUAGAGACACUUUCGAGUGGCUGAUUUCAGAAAUUUCUUGAACAUCCCUUCGUCGAAAGGCACCUUCGAAAGGACAAACGUACUCAUGACGAGACGGCGUAGGUUCUUGAAUUCUCUUCUGAAGAGGUCAAGAGAUACACACAUAGGCUGUUUAUUUGCCGAGUGGGAGUCGUUCAACGUUCCCGUAGGUAUUGUUUUUCAUACCAAGAAUGCUGAAUAAAAAAUGUAAUUUAUUUUCCGCUUGGAUAAGAGGGCAUUCGUGGAAUUGUUGGGUCAAUCAAAAUUACACGACUCCCAGUGCGGAACUUGUAUAUUUUGUUAAUUAUAUUAGAAUUUUUGUGAAAGUCGUAGGAGCGAUGGUCUUCUUGCAAGAACCUCACGUUGAAUAAGUCAACGACGUACUGAUUUAAUUUAUAAGUCGCACCAAGUAUUUGGAUCAACGCUUGUACGAUUUGCUUGUAUUAUUGUGUACAGUUUUUAUACAUAGUACUUCCUUUCGCAAUUGUGAGCGAGAGGGAUAAUUAUUUAUUAUUAUUUAAAGUUGUAAAGAGAGAUUAUUUUCAAUGUUGACUCAUCUUGCUUUAUUCACGAAAACAUACACAGACUGAUCAGCUUACACUCGUGCAUGAUUCUAUUCUGAAACGUUAAUCAUAUUAGAAAGAUGAUUGAUUUAUUUAUCUCUCAAACCCUCUGGGAUCAAUGGUUUCGCUGGAAUUAAAAAUAACUUACGAUUUAAUCUUACAGCUCUUAUCAGGAAAGAAUUUGUUUUUUUUUCUGCAAAGUUUUCAAGUUAGACUGAGCCCACGGGAAAGCGGAAUUGAAUAUCUGAGAGAUGAUGGAAGGUUCCCUCCUAGAGGAUAGCAUUUCACCCAGCCGAUUAAAUCGAUAUUAAUAUGUCGUGUAGUAAUAUUUUACAAGUUAAUGUGAUCAUUAUUCAUAAAUGUCAUAGGGCAUCUGUGUGUGUAGUAGAGUAAGGCAGACUAAAUCUAAAGCAGAAGCUACAAACUGAACGUCUCGAUAUUCUACCAAAUUUUUAUCUUGCAAAACCAGCACCAAUUUUAAAUUUCAAUAGAAACUUGUCAAAUUUGUUGCCGACUGCUAAAGGCAGCUGAAGUCAUUGGUCGGCUACUUUUCAUGUUUACAAGUUGAAGCCCGAGUCAGUGGAGAACUAGCCACUAAAACUUUCGUUACCGCUGAAUCAAUUCGACGUCAAUAGAGCAACAGCAGGAUCAAGCCGAUCUCCAAAGUCGCCAGGUGAGAGCAACAGAGUUAAGUUCUAGGGAAACUACCGGUGAUAUGGCCAGAACAAUCAACGUAAAGUGUCAGGAUUAGAUGUCACUUAAAUAGCUGGAGAUAUGUUAUAGCUAGAGAAAGAUAUAAUGCAUUUAUUGUAUUUGGCGAUUUUGAAUCGAGUGUACGUUAGUUCAUUUCUAAUGCGAUAUCCUGUCCUCAUCACUUCUCCCUCUUUCAUUAUUUAUUUAUUUAUUUAUUUAAAACCCAGUGAUUUUCUAAUAGGAUGUAGAAUCCAGUGAAAUUUGAUUUGCAACGUUGACAUUAAUAUACAAGAAGAUGCUAGUCAUUUACUCCUCCUAAAGAUAAAAGCUUGUCAGCCUUUGAUUUGUGAUCAAUGAAUCCGCUCGAAUUACAAACAGAUCGGCAGAUUUUUUUAUGGAACAGAUCCGUAAUUUCUCAAGGAAUCUGUAUUAUCAUCAAAGAAAGGGGAAGAAAAA